Messenger RNA from Purpureocillium lilacinum, 1251 nucleotides. RefSeq lists its product as uncharacterized. Gene Ontology annotation, molecular function: RNA endonuclease activity producing 5'-phosphomonoesters, hydrolytic mechanism. Lineage: Eukaryota; Fungi; Ascomycota; Sordariomycetes; Hypocreales; Ophiocordycipitaceae. The record is from RefSeq and is a predicted model, not a curated record.
AUGUUGCUUCACGCUGCUGGAGUCGUCGCUGUAAUUGCGUGCGGUCUGGCUGGGCCGGCUUUCGCCGCCGAGCCGGAUCCCGUGCUGGGCAAGGCCGUGUUCAACAACCCUGCGGGAUCAGAGACGGAGCAGUAUGCCAUCUUCCAGCAGCUCGCUAGGGUAAUUGAUCGCGUGCCCGCCGGCGAGUACCUAGAGCUGUCGUGGUUCGGCUUCGACACCCCCUACACAACCGACACCGCCAGCAAGCCCAACCUCCCCCAGCGCCUGGCAAGGGCCCACAAGCGAGGCGUCAACGUCCGCAUCGUCCUCGACAACAGCAAGCUCAAGAACUCCAAGGCGUAUCCAUACAAGACGCUGGCCCCCGUGCUCGGCACCAACGAUGCGGCCAAGUCCUUCAUCGUCCUGUGCCCGGAUAAGAAGGGCUGCAUUGCCAAGCGGAAAAUCUACGACGACAUGUACGCGUACAACCACAACAAGUUUCUCAUUGCGAGCCGAAUCGAGCUCGACAACGGCAAGAACGUCUCGAAUGUCGUCUUCCAGUCGUCUUCGAAUCUGGGGACCUGGGAUGCCGACACGGCGUGGAACAAUGCCGUCACAUGGAGCGAGACGGAAUCCUUCAACAACUACCACAGAUACUUUGGCGACUUGAAAGCAAACCACGAUGGCAAGGGAAACGACAACUACUACAGAGUGGGCAGCAGCUCUUCCACGUUCAAGACGCACUUCUUCCCCCGCAAGGAGACCAACGGCGACCUGAACCAGGCGUCCACCGACACCAUCGUCAGCGUGCUCGACUCCGUCAAGUGCUCGUACGUGGGGGCGGACAAGAAGAAGCACCAGACCGACGUGCGGGUCGUCAUGUGGGCGUUUACGCGCGUCGCCGUGGCCAAGAAGCUGGCCGCCCUGGCCCGCGACGGGUGCUGGGUCGACGUCGCGUACACCGAAAGCAAGGCCAACGUGUUGGCGGAACUCAAGAAGACGAGCGGCAAGAAGAUUGGCGUGACAAAGUGCGCCGUGGCCUUUAAGGGGCGCAACCUGCGUCCUCACUCCAAGUACAUGCUCAUCGAUGGGGCGUAUGACGGCGAUCUCGUCCCGCGAAUUUACAUGGGCUCGCACAACUACGCUGUCAGCGCUCUGCGGAACGCCGACGAGACUAUGGUCAGGGUGAAGAGCAGCUCUAUACAUGCGAGCUACCUACACAACUUUUACACUGUACGAGACGCCUGCAGUGGCAAGACGCCGCCUAAAUAG